This is a messenger RNA of Durio zibethinus, 690 nucleotides long. RefSeq lists its product as uncharacterized. Lineage: Eukaryota; Viridiplantae; Streptophyta; Magnoliopsida; Malvales; Malvaceae. The record is from RefSeq and is a predicted model, not a curated record.
CCUUUUUCACUUUCUCCCCAAAAUUUCCUCCAAUUACAGAAACACAACAUUUCUCUCUAAAAUUACCCUUUAGAAACAGGCGUUUCAAUGGCUGCUUAUCUUCUCACUUUACGCCCCAGCGUAAUCCAGGCAUGUGCUAUUCCCGGUCACCCGAAACCCGAUGCCAAUCGCCGGAAGAGUAGGUCUCCGUCUGCCUCCAGCAACUGGUGGGGGCCGAUAUUUGGAUGGUCCUCCGAGGCCGAUUAUAUUGACUCCGAUAACAAAACAGAGACCAGGGAUAACAGAGAAGGCGAAUCGGAAACGGAUUUGGGACAAAAAUCAUCAAGAUCGAAGUUUUCUCCGGGUUGCUUCACCGAAGAGAAGGCGAGGCAGCUGCGGAUGAUGACUACUAGCACGUCGUCGUUUCACGACGUUAUGUACCAUUCGGCGAUUGCUUCUCGACUCGCCUCCGAUUUCAAGGAUCACUCCGAUCUACGAGUAUAGGACGAGUCAGGGAAAUAAAGUAUUUUUAUAUCCAGUAUUCUGAAGGGGCUGAAAAAAUUGUAAAACGAUAUUUUAUGGUUUGAAUUUAGUAUCGUGGAAGAGACGAUUAAGGCAAAAUGUAAUUAUUUAAUAUUUGAUGUAAAUAAAAAGUAUAGAAUCUUUUUCAAAUCCUUAUUAUUAUUUCUGAAUUACUGGUAUUUGCUUUCA